ACAUGCGCAUAUGACCUUUCUAUUUCAAACUAGGGGCACAUAACAUCUUAAUUGUUUUUUUCUUCUAAAAUGCUAGCGUGCUGAAAUGGUUUUCAAACGGACUCAGUUGCCUGAGCUGUUGUCACAAAGGCUACUUUGGCUUAGGCAGUAGAACCACACAGGUGACAGCUGUGUCGCGGACACCUGCCACGUUCCGACGGGAGAGAGCGCGUAUGGUAUGCUCCCACCAAUAAUGUAGACCAGAGAAUCUGAUUAAAUGCCUCAGUAAAUGUCAAGUUAUUCGGAAAUUAAAUUCUUCUGCACGUAUUUUAUAGUCUUACAGAUUUGGUGGGCUCAAGGGUUGUAGAGAUUAUGCUAGCCUACAUCGGUAACACGGUAUUGUGACAUCUGAGGAAACUGAACUAAAACAAACUAAACUCAAAAUGAAAGUUUUAGAAAGUUUAUGCCUGAUCAUCAGCUUCACGACGCUUCUAUCUUUGAUUCACUGUGAGUUCCUGUCACCCAUUACACCCGAUCAAGCAGAGGAUGUGGACGGCAUCUACUUUGUGCAGUUGGACUCAGUACCUGAGGUGGUGACAGGAGGCAAUACUACGGCACGUGUCCGCUACCAGUGCCCCAGAGCAUGCAAGGUCAACCUGGAGGUCGUGCUCACCUCCCCGCACAAGAUUGAGCAGCUGGUCUUCAGAAGGACAUGGACCAGUGUCAAAAACCUGGGCUACCCCAGGGUCCGAAUGGUGCCGCUGAAGUUCCCCGCUGCCAUCAUAUAUAAGCAGGAUUUUUCCCGCAGGCACUCCAUAGACGGCCAUGAGGUGAUGAUAAGAGCUUGGCUGGCCCACAUUGCCACACAUGCCAUGGAGACCCGCCCUGGGGAUGAGGACUAUCACGGCUCCCUGGCACACACUUCUAAGCUUCUCCGCACGGUUCCGCCUGCCGAACGUCCAGCUUCACCACACACAGUGUGCACAUCAUGGGGGGCUGAAUUAAUGCGGCUGCUGACUAGAGGCAGAAUUCACCGGCAGGACACUCCCUAUGAGUCAGAUAUUGUGGAUCUGAUGCAGUUCCCCAUGGCGAGCACUGGAGAAAAUUACGGGGUCAUCCGCACCUUCCAGCCAUUCGUUAACAGGGAGCUUGAGACGGCUCGGCGUCAAAACAUGGAACAUCCAAGAAUGGCCAUCUCAAUGUGGAUCUACCUGUUGAACUGGUGUAGAGGUAUGCGUUGUGGGAUCAUUAAGCAUGUUAAUGAGCGGAGAGACUAUGGCACACCCCUUAUCCUGCUGACAAACACAGGAGAUAUAGUGAUUCAGGUGCGACUAGCUUCAAGAAUCGAGCGAGCCUUCACAUCUUACACUGCCCUGCCUAUCCAGACAUGGAUUCGUUUGGACUGCUAUGUUCAAUAUUCCCAGGUGAACCUUCAAGUAAAUUAUGAAACAACCUCUGAAGAAAAGGUUGAUGUAGUGCAUGCUUUUAACUUUCACGAGGACAUUCUGUGCAAUGACACAUCGGGCUACUUAGUCAUUGGAGGGAGCAGAUACAUGGAUGGCUUCCAUGGCUAUGUUGGACCAGUACGGUAUUAUCGUCUCGGCACAGAAAAGGUAAAUAACCCACUGUCUCCCUCAAAGACACUGGAGGCCUUAGACAGGACCCACUGGGAGUGUGAGGAGAUGAAACUGGUGAUAGCGUGGUUCAUUGACGAGCUAAGACAUCAUAGAGAAAUCUCCUUGCAAGAUAAAUGUCACUCAUACUAUGUAGUUCAAAUGAGAAGAUAUGGACAGGUGACUUGUGCUCAGAUGCUAAACUGGGACUUGCAGAAGAAAUACCAGACGGUAUUCAAGCUGAUAGAGACUCAAGAGGCCCUCAAGUCAGGGGAGUGGAGCAGCUCGGCAGCUAGGCGCCUCGGCAGCUGGUUCUUUGAAGAUGUGGUGAGCAGAAUAGCCAAAGGGGAACCUGUAGCUGGACCAGGGCCUACGCUCUCACCCGUGGCUCUGCUCAAGGUUUCCUCUUGCCUCGGACAACACCAGGCCUCGCUGCUGCUGGCUGCAGUUCAUCUGGCUGGCUUUGGGGUCCCCGAGGACCUUCAGCAGGGUCAUUUGUACAGUUUGAUAGGAGCCGCAGCAGACAAUCGCCUGGCCCUCCUGCACCUGGGCUACAAGCACAUGUAUGGCCUCGACGGCUUCUCCAGGGACCACGCCAUGGCAUACAAUUACUAUGCAAACAUAGGAAGGCAGACCAGUAUUGACAAAGACCAAAUCGAAGAUUCCCAGCAAUACAUAACAGACCCCAUCCACAUCAGUGUCGAGGAGGAGCUGAAUACGCAGAUGGGCGAGACAGAUGAUGUUGUUCAGUACAUCAAACUUCAAGCUGAGAGGGGAGACAUCGAGGCACAGAAACACCUGGCCAACAUUCUCUUUUGGGGAUUGAAUGGUGUGUCUAAGGACGUGGCGACUGCUGUGAAGUGGUAUGCCCGAAGCGCCUUGCAGAUGACUGAUGCCAAAGCCAUGUUCGACUACUCCAUCUUACUAGUCAAGGGCCAAGGUGUGAAGAAGAAUGUAACCAUAGGACUUCAACUUAUGGAGAAAGCUGCGGCCAUGGGUAGCACAGAGGCAUUGAAUGGGCUGGGAUGGUAUUACAGCACCAUCGUGAAAGAACCCAAGAGAGCUCUGAAGUACUUUCAGCAGGCGGCCCAAAAUGGAAGCAGCAAUGCCAUCUUCAAUAUAGGAGUCUUUCACCUACAGGGGCACCCCGUGCGGAAUGAGACUGCUGCAUUCGAGUGCUUCCUGAAUUCCUCGUACUAUGGUCACGUGGACGGUGCUCUAGAAGUGGCCCACCACCUCAGCAUUGGGAACCUGCCCGGAGUCACACGGGACCCGGAAAAAGCUGCGAUCCUGCUGAAGAGGAUCAGCGAGCAGAACGGACACCUGGGAUACGCCAACAGGGAAGCCCUCCAAGCCUAUCUCCAGGGUGCCUGGGAUGAGGCACUGGUAAGGUACAUCAUGCUCGCUGAGACGGGCCUGGGAGUGGCGCAGAACAACGCUGCCCAUCUGUGUGAGGAGCUGAACCACAGCAGUGUGUGUCAUUAUCGAUAUUACAACCACUCCAUCUGUAACCAUGCCCCACACUACUCCGGCCUGUUAAAGAUGGGUGACCUAUACAUUCAACACCACGACGUAGUGACGGAUGGUAUGUCUCUGGCCAUGGAGAUGUACAGCAGAGCUGCGUUAGCUGGCAGUCCUCAGGGGAUAUACAACUUGGCAGUUUUGAUAGAGGAAGGACAAGAUAUCCCCCAGAGCAUUCUAAACAACAUGGGGGCUGCCGCUGAGAAGAGAGGCGAUAACAGUGCCAUUGUGCAGCGUCUACUGCAAAGAUGUGUGGAGAUUGCAGAGGAGUGGGAGGGAGACACUUUAAACCCAUGCGCUCUGGCCUUAUUAAGAGUCAACAUCCAAACAGCCUGGAGGGACUUCACCCAGGACACACUGCAGUUAGCAAUGGCGUAUGGAAUGCUCGGAGGUUUUCUCAUUGUUCUGGCUUAUGUUAUUGUGCAGAUUACAUUAGGGCGUGGCGGCGAGGCCGUAUCCGCCUGGCAACGUGACGGCGCAUUAGCCGGGUCAGAGGAUUCAGCACCUGUCCGUCCGGCUGACAGGCAGCCGAGGGAUGAAAUGGAUGGCGCAUCUCGAAGAGAAAUGGGAUCCCUCCGAGUCAAUCCAUCAGACCGGUCGGCGCAGCCAGGUGUGUCGCCGCCGCCGCACCAGAAUCGGCGGGUGCGGGAGCUGCAGGAGGGCAUUGACGCGGUCAUCACGGUAGCAGGGGUAUGCCUGUGCGCCCUGGCCACUAUGAUUCUCUCUCACAUGCUGUGACGGGACAGAACGAAAUGGUACGGGACGAGGAGUCCAGAGUUUUUACGUGGACGGACUUGAUCCACAUGUCCUUCCCCGAGUUUAUGUAUGUAGUGAACAUGCACAGAACUGAUGACCAACUGAAUGUCACUAUUGGUUCAAAAAUGUACUCCAUGAAGCAUGUGUAUAAUGUAAGAAAUGGAAAGCAAUGGAGAAGACACCUUUACACAGGCUUGUGUUAGGCACCAGUACACUGCUAUACAAAAGCACAACAAUAUUGUUAUGAUUUUCUGCUCUUGGUGGAAAAACAGGUCUCAGUGCUUCUGUUUCACCAGACAUACUUUUCUUUGAAAUGCUUUUUUUUCCAUUCCUUCUGGGUAAAUCUUUUUCAAAUGUAUUAUCAUUAAUAAACCACAAGAUGGCAGAAACUGCAUUUACACAUCAACAAAGGCUGACACUGACAACUCCAUCUUGCAUUUCGCUUUCCUGUGGAAGCAUAUAGCUCAGAGGCUCUACCGACACACACAUACACACACUGUUUAUUUAUAAACAUAUUUGAUGAUUUGUGAUAUAAUCACAAUCACUAAUUCAGCAUUCAAGCAUUCCCCCCCACUCCUGAUGCCAGUGGAGAUGCGCCUCAGUUUUGAGCAUUUUUGGUCCGUGUUGACAUUACCUCAGAAUACAGCUGCUGAGUGGGAGGCCUAGUGUUACAUUUGAGAGAUGGAAUAGCACUGUGUUUGCAGUACAGCUGUGGCCUGCUUUAAAUGCUUGGGGCCAGGCACCUGGUGUUUUAGCAAUGUUUCAUGGCUUGAGAAAAAAAGUGCUUGCUUUCAUUCUUUUUUAUUGUCUCAAAAGUGACAUCUAAUGGUGAACAUAUGCACCUGCGUGUGUUAUUAACUGAAUCCAUCUGCCACUGCCAAGCAGCCUGGAGAAAGUGGCCUGGCUUGUUUUUAACACAUCAAUGCAGAUGUGGGCCAGUGUUCCUCAGACUGAUGUUACUGCUGCAUCAGGACCUCUGAGAGGAUGGGUAAUUGGCCGGAGUGGGACAAUCAGUGAAGGAAAAGUAGCUAAUUCAGCAGAGGGAUAGCACUGGUGCGGAAGUCAUCUUCUCACUUCUACCAUGUACACAUCUUUGAAGGAAUUUAAUAAAAGACUUGACUGGG
Molecule: messenger RNA, 4993 nt
Organism: Alosa sapidissima (American shad)
Lineage: Eukaryota; Metazoa; Chordata; Actinopteri; Clupeiformes; Clupeidae
Product: protein sel-1 homolog 3
Exons: 24
Coding region: 423-3851 (1142 amino acids)
Molecular function (GO): protein binding
Source: RefSeq, a predicted model, not a curated record